Hemisphaericaspora subhashii is the source of this 1695-nucleotide messenger RNA. RefSeq names its product CDP-diacylglycerol--glycerol-3-phosphate 3-phosphatidyltransferase (gene PEL1). Lineage: Eukaryota; Fungi; Ascomycota; Pichiomycetes; Serinales; Debaryomycetaceae. The record is from RefSeq and is a predicted model, not a curated record. Gene Ontology annotation, biological process: cardiolipin biosynthetic process. Gene Ontology annotation, cellular component: mitochondrion. The transcript has a single exon. Gene Ontology annotation, molecular function: CDP-diacylglycerol-glycerol-3-phosphate 3-phosphatidyltransferase activity. The coding region runs from base 1 to 1695 and encodes 564 amino acids.
AUGAUAUCUUCAAUUUAUAAUUAUUUAUUUAAUAAUAAUAAUAAUAAUCAAAAUAAUCAACAUUCAUCGAUUAGAAAUUAUUCAACCAAUAAUCCAACCAUUUCAAAUGAUUUAGCAAAUACUUUCCAUCCAAGAUUAAAAACCAUUUUUGAACAAUUAGAUUCAAUUGCUCCAAGAUUUCUAUUAAAACUGGGUGAAAUAGAUAUCUUAACUGAACCUAAUGAAUUCUAUAAUACUCUUAAACAAAAGAUAUCUACUGCAAAGAAUAGAGUUUAUUUAUCUUCCUUGUACAUUGGGAAAUCUCAACAUGAAUUAAUUCAAUGUAUUGAUGACGCUUUAACUACAAAUGAAGAUUUAAAAGUUUAUAUAUUAACUGAUGCUUUAAGAGGUACAAGAGAAGCACCUCACCAACCAUGUUCAGCUAAUCUUUUAGUUCCAUUGGUUGAAAAGUUUGGUAAACAUAGAAUAGAUGUUAGAAUGUAUCAUACACCUCAUUUAUCGGGAUUAACUAAAUCAGUUACUCCAAAACGUAUUAAUGAAGGUUGGGGUUUACAACAUAUGAAAUUAUAUGGAUUUGAUGAUGAAAUUAUAUUAUCAGGAGCUAAUUUAUCACAAGAUUAUUUUACUGAUAGACAAGAUAGAUAUUAUCUUUUCAAAAACAAAUCAAUAACUGAUUAUUAUUAUAGAAUUCAUAUGGCAAUUUCUUCAUUAUCAUAUCAAAUUGUUAAUACAAAACAAUUAAAACAAGGAUUUAGAAUGUCUUGGCCAACUUCAAAUAAAUCUUGUGAACCUCAUAUGAAUCGAGAACGUUUCAUUAGUGAUUCUUCCUAUCUUUUAGAACCAAUCUUAAAACAACAUAGUCUUGGGGCAUUUAAAGAAUUCCUGGAUCAUGAAGAUUAUGAUACAAUUGUAUAUCCAGUAUCUCAAUUCACCCCGUUAUUUCCUCAUUUACAAGAUUGUUCUACUGAAAAACCAGCAAUUUUAAGAAUAUUAGCUUAUUUGGAUUCACCCAAGAUUAAAUGGUGGUUUACUGCAGGAUAUUUCAAUAUGUUACCAGAAAUUCAAGAACGUUUACUUAAUGGUAAAGCUCAAGGUUCGGUCAUUACUGCUUCUCCAAAGGCUAAUUCAUUUUAUAAAUCUCCUGGUGUAUCAUAUUAUCUUCCAGAAGCUUAUUUAUUAUUUGCAAAACGAUUCUUGGAAAAAGUUAAAGAUUUGGGUAAAUCAUCUUUAAUUACAGUUUAUGAAUGGCAAAAUGGAAUAGUUAAUACUCCAGGAGGUUGGUCAUAUCAUGCUAAAGGAUUAUGGGUUACUGUUCCAGAAGAAAAUGAACCAAGUAUUACCGUCAUCGGAUCUUCAAAUUAUACCAAAAGAGCUUAUUCUUUAGAUUUGGAAAGUAAUGCAAUUAUCAUUACUAAAGAUGCAAAUUUAAAACUGAAAAUGAAACAUGAAAUUGAUCAUUUGAUGGAACAUGCUUCAGAAUUAUCUUUGAAAGAUUUCCAACCAAAACCUAUCUCUAUCCCAGUGGAUAGUGAUGUUAUCGUGAAGGAAAAAGUUGCCGGUAACCAAUCACAAGAAGGAGACGAACUUGCUCCUCAAAACAGUUCUGAAAAACCUCCAAAGUAUUUGAUUGACGAAGAUAGAAAGAUCAGUUAUGGGGUACAUUUAGCUGUCAAGUUACUUGGUGGGAAAUUAUAA